Molecule: messenger RNA, 1686 nt
Organism: Penicillium taxi
Lineage: Eukaryota; Fungi; Ascomycota; Eurotiomycetes; Eurotiales; Aspergillaceae
Product: putative alpha/beta hydrolase
Exons: 2
Coding region: 1-1686 (561 amino acids)
Biological process (GO): cardiolipin acyl-chain remodeling
Cellular component (GO): mitochondrial inner membrane
Molecular function (GO): A2-type glycerophospholipase activity
Source: RefSeq, a predicted model, not a curated record
AUGGCGUCGGAAACGAUGAAUACAUCCGAUGCGGACGCCCGCAGUCAUAGCGGACGCAGUUCCCCUACUAAUGGCCGCGAGAGCACUCCGUUUGCUGCCAACACCGCUGCUGGGGCGGCCGCUGCUGCCUCAUUUUUUCCGUUGGGGUACCGCGAAGGCUUCAGCCAAUGGUGGGCUCGUCUACCUGCUGCUGCUGCCGAGCACAAAGUCCUUUCAUACCUUCCUUACCUGCAUCACCAACCCCCAACACAUCUCCAAACCGGCAACACAGCAGACUUCCCCGAUGAAAAUACCCCAGCCAGUUUGCGGUCUGCAGAUCACGACCAGAAAGCGGAUAUCUCAACCAACUCUAGUGAUGAUCCCUACGGCCCUCGUCGCUGGCGCUCCAGCAUGGUCGAGUUGAGCGGAAAAGACCGGGCUCUCAACGAAUUUUCGGUGGAAAGAGUGGGCGAGGAAGCUGAUCAGCAUCUGGUCAUGCUUCAUGGCUAUGGCGCAGGUCUUGGUUUUUUCUAUAAGAAUUUCGAGCCACUCAGCCGGUUGAAAGGUUGGCAGCUUCAUGCCCUGGAUAUGCUGGGUAUGGGUCGCAGUACACGGCCUGCUUUCAAAAUCAAGGCGAAGGACCGAGAGGAAGCUAUUAGAGAGGCAGAGGCAUGGUUCAUAGAUGCGCUGGAAGAAUGGCGUGUCAAACGUAAGAUUGACCGAUUUACUUUGCUUGGUCACAGCUUGGGUGGUUACAUGGCUGUCGCAUAUGCGCUCAAGUAUCCUGGUCACCUCAACAAACUUAUCCUCGCAUCUCCAGUGGGUAUUCCUGAGGACCCAUAUGCGGUGACUUCGGGAGUUUCUGAGCCGACAGAGUCUACACUUCCCAGUGAACUCACCCAAGAUCAAAUCGACAUUACUACGCCAAAAACUCACGACGGGAGCUUCAUCACUGGACGAGAUCCUGCAGUUUCCACAUCCAACGAACCACCACGUCGGAAAAUCCCCAAAUGGUUCGCCUAUUUGUGGGACCAGAACAUCUCCCCCUUUAGUCUGGUACGGUGGGCAGGCCCUCUUGGCCCCCGGUUGGUGUCUGGGUGGACUUCGCGCCGCUUCUCCCAUCUCCCCACUGACGAAGCCAAAGCUCUUCACGACUACUCGUACUCUAUCUUUAGUAUGCGUGGCAGCGGUGAGUACGCCUUGGCCUACAUUCUCGCUCCCGGUGCAUUUGCCCGCAGCCCUCUUAUCCACCGUGUUACUGGCAUCGGUCGUCAGAUGAUCCAGCCUGGCAGUCCGCUGUCCAAUCCUGCCACUGAAGCGGCCUCCAAGUCCUGCUCGAUUUUCUCCAAGUCAACCACUUCCGGUGUAGCUACUUCUGAAGAUGCUACCAUCCCAACUACAACCCCUUCAUCUGAUAUUUCAGAAGCACCGCGUCGUGAAAACGGUCUCCCCGUCAUCUUCAUGUAUGGUGACCAUGAUUGGAUGGAUGUAACGGGUGGCCACGCUGCUGUUAAACUCAUGGAAAAAGAAAAGCAACAGGUUUUGGCCAAUGCCAAGCCUGAAGAGCGACAGAAUGAUCAAGGCUCAGCAAAGGUUGUCGUCAUCAAGAGAGCAGGACAUCACCUCUAUCUUGACGGAUGGCAAGAGUUCAACCAAGUCAUCCUCUCUGAAAUGGAGGAUGUUAAUCGGCGCGAGAGGGCGUCGUAG